Molecule: messenger RNA, 1944 nt
Organism: Eufriesea mexicana
Lineage: Eukaryota; Metazoa; Arthropoda; Insecta; Hymenoptera; Apidae
Gene: Ate1
Product: arginyltransferase 1
Exons: 9
Coding region: 141-1865 (574 amino acids)
Biological process (GO): protein arginylation
Cellular component (GO): cytoplasm
Molecular function (GO): arginyl-tRNA--protein transferase activity
Source: RefSeq, a predicted model, not a curated record
UACACGAUGGUGUUGUCAGUGUUAUAAAUAUAGAAAUUUAUAUCGAAUAACAAAUAAUUCGGAGAGUUAUAUGACCUUUGUUGAUAAUUAAGCUAUCAUAAUCAAUGCAAUAAUAAAACGAAUAAAUAAACAGUAAAAAAAUGGCGAGACACUCGUACAGUAUUGUCGAAUAUUAUGGUGAACAAGACAAAUACAAAUGUGGUUAUUGUAAAAGCCCAAACACAAAUUUUAGUCAUGGUAUGAGCACACAUAUAUUGAAUGUCCAAGAUUAUCAAGCUUUAAUGGAUAGAGGAUGGAGAAGAUGUGGUUCUUAUUGUUACAAAUCUAUUAUGGAUCAAACAUGUUGUCCAAUGUAUACAAUAAAAUGCGAAGCAUUAAAUUUCAAAAUUUCUAAAUCACAAAAAAAGAUGAUGAAAAGAAUGACAAAAUUUUUAAAAAAUGAAUUGCGUAAAAAUGAUACUAUGGAAGCAUAUGACGAUGAUUAUCGUGAUACAGAAGAAAUUCAAAAAAUUCCUAAUCACAGCAAACAUUCUUCAAAAGCAAAAAAAAGUAUGUUUGAUAUGAAUGUAAAAUUUAUUGAUGAUGAAAUUAAUGCAAGGUUACAUCCUAAUGCAUUAGAUAAAGGGGAAAAAAAGUGUAAUUUAGAAAUAAAACAAAACAAUUCUGAAAAUGUACCCAUUGUAUCAUGUCAUGAUGAUGAUUCCCAUGGUACACCACAGAGCUUACAAUCAGUAGAAAUGGAUACUACUCGAACACCUUGUAUGAAAGCAAAAUUCUUACGUAAACAACGAAAGCAAAAUAAAUUAAAGGAACAAGGAAAAUCUCAAGAAGAAAUAGAAGCUAUUUUCAAGGAAAAUAAGCAGGAGAAUCAAGCUAAAGGUUUAGAGGAAAUAUUUGAUAAAGCCUGUAAUGCAACCAAUAGAUUGGAGCUGAAACUAGUUAGAACUUCACCAAUGAGCUCUGGAUAUAUAAAUACCUCAAAACAGUCUUACGAAGUGUAUAAAAAAUAUCAAACAACAAUAAAUGGAGUUCUAGCAGAAAAGGUUACAGAGGAACGAUAUACAAGAUUUCUUGUGAAAUCACCUUUACAGAUGAAAUUGGUGAGAACAAUGUCGGAUGAGUUUAUUAAAACACUUAAAGUAAGUGCGAAUCUUUUUAAAAAAUAUCAAAUGACUAUUCAUGGUGAAUCAGAAGAGGAGUUAGAUGAUGAAUCAUUCUCAAACUUUCUUGUAAAAAGCUCUUUACAGCCAUGGACACCAGAUGACGGACCUCCAAGUGGAUAUGGCUCUUUUCAUGAGCAAUAUUGGUUAGAUAAUGAAUUAAUUGCAGUUGGAGUGAUAGACAUUUUACCGUCUUGUAUUUCGAGUGUUUAUUUUUUUUACGAUCCGGCUUAUUCUCAUCUCUCGCUUGGAACGUUUAGUUCUCUUCGAGAAAUUUAUUUAACAAGACAACUAAAUAAAGUAGCAAAAGACCUAAAAUAUUACUAUAUGGGAUUUUAUAUACAUUCAUGCCCUAAAAUGCGAUAUAAAGCACGAAUGAGGCCGUCAAAAUUAUUAUGCCCUGAAACUUAUUCGUGGUUUGAUAUAGAACCAUGUUUAUUAAAAUUAGAUAAGGAAAAAUAUAGCAGAUUGAAUGAUGACAUUGAUGCUAUUGAUGAAGACGGUAUAGUUGAUAUUCGUAAGGUAUUAGUUUUACAUCGGCAAAUUGCAAUGCCAUAUGAAAUCUAUAAAAGGAAGGCCCACCAAACUAUCACGCAAGAAGAAGAAGAUGAGAUUAAAGAAUAUGCCAGUUUGGUUGGAAUGAAAUGUGCACAAAGAUUGUUGCUUUAUCGCAGUUGGAGCUUAUCAAAUUCGCAAAAAAAUUAAUUCGCGUAUCUUCUUUUACAUAGAGAACAACCAUGUAUUUUACUAAAAGACAGAUCACCGAAAACAAUUAUUAUGAAUU